This is a messenger RNA of Hippoglossus stenolepis (Pacific halibut), 7498 nucleotides long. It is a transcript of the gene spag9b, whose product is annotated as sperm associated antigen 9b. The record is from RefSeq and is a predicted model, not a curated record. The transcript has 30 exons. Gene Ontology annotation, molecular function: JUN kinase binding; signaling receptor complex adaptor activity; MAP kinase scaffold activity. Gene Ontology annotation, biological process: vesicle-mediated transport. NCBI's taxonomy places the organism in Eukaryota, Metazoa, Chordata, Actinopteri, Pleuronectiformes, Pleuronectidae. Bases 533 to 4699 code for a protein of 1388 amino acids. Gene Ontology annotation, cellular component: cytoplasm.
GCAGAAAUGUAUGAGAGCAACAGGUCAGGGGGAAAUUAUUCUCUCAGUUUAUUUACUACAGAGCUGGUAGCGUCCAUCUGUUGUGCUUGAUGUCACUCGGUAACAUCGCUGUGCUGUUGCGCGUCUAUUGCGUUUAAUGACUCGUAGCUUUUUGAGAAAGCAUCGUGUUCUCUGCGGCGCUAACUACUGAGAGGUGUCCACUUUCCCGACAGCGCGUGAAGGCACCGGCAGGAUCAUCUGUUGGACAGGGAAACUCAUCAGGAGCCAAGUGAAGACUUUCCAGUGUCGCUAGCUCUCGGGCUAGCAGCUGUAAACUCAGCCGUCCACACACACGAGACUUUCUCAAAUAUAGAUAUAUAAAGUGUGAAGUCGUAUCUGGACGACAAACAACAUGCGAGCGAGGUUUUAGGAGCAGUUUUUUUUUUGUUGCGCCCCAAAGUGAGAAGGCGGACAGGACAGCCGCUGGCCAGCUGAAGCUCGCGGCUAGCUCGCCAACGUUAGCCGGGGGAGAGCGGAGCGGAGCGGGGUGAAAAUGGAGCUGGACGACGUGGUCCUGUACCAGGACGACUCGGGCGACUCUGCCAUGAUGUCCGAGCGCGUCUCCGGCUUGGCCAGCUCCAUCUACCGCGAGUUCGAGCGGCUCAUCGAGAGGUACGGCGAGGACGUGGUGAAGGAGCUGAUGCCGCUGGUCGUCGCCGUGCUGGAGAACUUGGACUCGGUGUUCGCUGUCAACCAGGAGCAAGAAGUGGAGCUGGAGCUGCUGAAGGAGGACAACGAGCAGCUGGUCACCCAGUACGAGCGGGAGAAGGCUCUGAGGAAACACGCCGAGGAGAGGUACAUUGUCCUCGAAGAUUCUCAGGAGGGUGAGAAGAAAGACCUCCAGCGUCAACUGGUGAAAUUGGAGUCUCACACUCGUCAACUAGAGCUAAAGGCUAAAAACUAUGCAGAACAGAUUAGCAGACUCGAUGAGAGAGAUGCAGAGCUCAAAAAGGAGUAUAACACCCUUCAUCAGAGACACACUGAGAUGAUCCACAGCUACAUGGAGCACCUGGAGCGGACGAAACACCAACAUGCCGUGACACCAGCAGAGCCCACAGAUACAGGCACAGUCACAUCAACCAGGUCACGGAAGGAGCGUCCAGUCUCCAUGGGCAUAUUCCAACUUCCUGUGACUGAAGGUAUGACCCCUGACCUCCAGAGGGUACCUGUGGACACCCCGUCUGAACCAUGGAGAUACAACAACCUCAGCCACCCACGUUCCAACACUAGCCUUAAGUUCUCCCCAAUCAGAAUGGAAGGUGAAAGUACGCAGGAGCGUUCGUCCAAUGAGGAGGCUGAUCAUGAUCAGGAUGAAUUGACCAGUUCGAACCGCAGAGGCUCCAAAACCAGUUCUCCAAACAACCAAUCAAACGUCUCCAAAAGUGGAACUCCAGUGUCUUCUCAAGCUGGAGGAUCUUCUCAGGACGGUACCUCUAAAUCAAAUACCCCCACAUCCUCAUGCACACUAUUUCCUCAUGAUGGCGCGUCCACCGGCACCAGUUCCAUGUCCAGUCAUGCGGGUGGAUCUUCUUCUGCUACACCUCUGUCUACCACUGCUUCAGAUGUGGCCAUGGAGUCUGUGGACACUCCUCUCCAGGAACAGGAGGCUUCAGACGGGCUCAACAGGAACCUGGACAGGAGCAGCGGAAAGCCGGAGAGCAAUAAGAACAUCGCAGCGGUGCAGGAAGGGCAGCAGGGUCAGCGUGGACAUGACGGUCAGGAGUCUGCUUCUACACCUCUCGAAAGUGAAGAUGGAGCAGACAACCUGGAGAAGUCUGAGGUGCAGAAGAUCAUAGAAUCCACUCCUGAACUGGACAUGGAUCUUGAUGGCUGCAUAGGAACAAGCACACCAGUUAAAGGCGGCAUAGAGAAUCUAGCGUUCGACCGGAACACUGAGUCUCUGUUUGAGGAGUUGUCGUCUGCAGGAAACGACCUGAUAGCAGACAUGGACGAAGGUGCUGACCUACUGGGUAUGGGUCGGGAAGUCGAACAUCUUAUCCAUGAGAACACCCAGCUGCUGGAGACCAAAAACGCUUUGAAUGUGGUGAAAAAUGACCUGAUCGCUCGCCUGGAUGAACUGUCCUGUGAGAAGGAGGUUCUUCGGGGAGAGCUGGAUGCUGUCACUCAGGCCAAAACCAACCUGGAGGAGAAGAACAAAGAAUUAGAGGAAGAACUCAAGAAGUUUCGAGCAGAGCAGGAAGAUGCCAAACAGAAAGUCAAGAUUGAGAAUGAGGAUGAUAGUGAUGUGCCUACAGCGCAGAGGAAGCGCUUCACCAGGGUGGAGAUGGCCAGGGUCCUGAUGGAGAGGAACCAGUACAAGGAGAGACUGAUGGAGCUGCAGGAGGCGGUCAGAUGGACAGAGAUGAUCAGGGCUUCGAAGGAGAAUCCAGCUCUUCCAGAGAAGAAGAAAUCCAGCCUCUGGCAGUUGAGUUUCAGCCGUUUGUUCAGCUCGUCGGGCGGAGCAGCCAAGAAGCCGCCGACGGAGGCGCCAGUGAACGUCAAGUACAACGCGCCCACCUCUCAGAUUCAGCCGUCCGUCAAGAAGAGGAGUACCACCCUGCAGCAGCUGCCCAGUGACAAGAGCAAAGCCUUUGAUUUUCUCAAUGAGGAAGUGGCAGCUGAUAACGUGGUGUCCAGGCGAGAGCAGAAGAGAGCGCAGUACCAGCAGGUCAAAGCUCACGUCCAGAAGGAGGACGGCAGAGUGCAGGCGUAUGGCUGGAGCCUGCCCAAGAAGCACAAAGCAAAUGGAGGUCAGGCAGAGAGUAAGAUGAAGAAUCUGCCUGUUCCUGUCUUCCUCAGACCACUGGAUGAGAAAGAUGCUUCUGUGAAGCUGUGGUGUGCUGCCGGUGUGAAUCUCUCUGGAGGUAAAACCAGAGACGGAGGAUCGAUCGUAGGAGCCAGUGUGUUCUACAGUGAUGUGCCUGGACCUGAGAGCCCUAAAAAGCAGAUUGGGUGUCAGAGCAGCCUGGACAAACUGGAUCAAGACCUCAAGGAGCAGCAGAUGGAGCUGCGGCAACAGGACGACUUAUCAUCGCUGGUGUGGAUCUGUACCAGCACCCAGUCCACCACUAAAGCUGUUGUCAUUGAUGCCAACCAACCUGGAAACAUCCUGGAGAGCUUCUUUGUUUGUGACUCCCAUGUCCUCUGCAUCACCAGCGUUCCAGGUGCAAGAGAGACGGACUACCCAGCUGGUGAGGAGGUACCUCCAAACUCUGAGGCAGGACCAGUGGAAGAUGGCAGCUCAUCAGCAACCAACAGCAGCUCAACAGGUGAAGAAGGCGUGCUCGGAGGCAUCACUGUCGUGGGCUGUGAAGCUGAAGGAUCAGUCGCUAUUCCCCAGACCGCAGACAGUCCUGGGAAAGAUGGAGGAACUGAAGAAGCCACAGAGGCGACCGAGGCCAGCGCAGGGCUCUCUGACCACAGAGAAACCCUGAGGGGUGUCUACACCGAGCACGUCUUCACUGAUCCACUGGGAGCUAAGCCCACAGCGGAGGCUCCAGCCAACUACACUCAGAGGGAGAGUGAUCUGUUGAAAGAUGGUGUAAGUUCAAACCCCACAGCUGAGGAGCAGGACCUGAUGAGAGAGGAGGCUGAGAAGAUGAGUAGCGUCCUGCCCACCAUGUGGCUGGGGGCACAGAAUGGAUUCGUGUACGUUCACUCCUCUGUGGCCCAGUGGAAGAAGUGUCUCCAUUCCAUAAAGCUAAAGGACGCUGUGCUCGGCAUAGUACAUGUGAAAGGGCGUGUUCUGGUCGGCCUCGCUGACGGCACUUUAGCCAUAUUCCACAGAGGAGUAGAUGGACAGUGGGACCUGACAAACUACCACCUGAUUGACUUGGGGAGACCGCACCACUCCAUCCGCUGUAUGACUGUCGUACAUGACAAGGUGUGGUGUGGCUACAGGAACAAGAUUUAUGUGGUGCAGCCCAAAGCCAUGAAGAUCGAGAAGUCAUUUGAUGCCCACCCUCGUGCAGACAGUCAGGUACGACUGCUGGCCUGGGACGGGGAUGGGAUCUGGGUGUCCAUCAGGCUGGACUCCACUCUCAGGCUGUUCCACGCUCACACCUACCAACACCUCCAGGAUGUCGACAUCGAGCCCUACGUCAGCAAGAUGCUGGGGACGGGGAAACUUGGCUUCUCAUUCGUGCGAAUCACAGCUCUCACUGUGUCAUGUAAUCGUCUGUGGAUGGGCACUGGAAACGGAGUCAUCAUCUCCAUCCCUCUAACAGAGUCAGCCACCACGGCAGCAAAGGCAGCAGGUAACCAUCCAGGAAGUGUGGUCCGCGUCUACGGCGACGACAGCGGCGACAAAGUGACAGCAGGGACGUUCGUUCCAUACUGCUCCAUGGCUCAGGCUCAGCUCUGUUUCCAUGGUCACCGGGAUGCUGUCAAGUUCUUCACUGCUGUCCCAGGUCACGCAAUUCCAUCUGCCUCCUGUGGAGGAGAAGCAGGAGGUGACAGGGCAACAGAUGCCUCAUCUCAGGAAGGAACCAAGUCUAUGUUGGUGAUGAGUGGAGGAGAAGGUUACAUAGACUUUAGAAUGGGUGACGAGGAGGGCGAGGCAGAGGAAGGAGAGGAUGCCCCAAUGAAACUGCAGCCCUUCCUGGCCAAAGCCGAGCGCAGCCACCUUAUCGUGUGGCAGGUCCUGGGAAGCGAGGACUGAAGUCUGACCUUUGACUGAAGUCUGACCUUUGACCCCCAUGCCCAAUUUGCCUUUUUCUUCUCAAACCUGCAGCCACAGAGGAGGAGUUCAGGGGAGCGACCGCCCUCUGCAGCCGCGGGUUUAAUCAGCACUUUUUUCCUUCUCCUCAAACCUGAACAAUAAGCGUGAAACAAGCAAAAACUGCUCUGAGAGCUUUUUCUCUUUGCUAAACUGGAGUGGAGCAGUGUAAACACAAACUGCAUGUUAUUGUUUUAUUACUUGUUUUCUUGUUUUUAUUUUUAUUUUAAAGAUUUGAAUAUCAAUCUGUUGUCUUUUAAUAUUAUUUGAGGUAAAGCUGUUGUUGACUACGCAACCAAUACUUUUCUUUUGUUACAUUUGAUCAGCAAAUACACCCAGGUUCCCUCCACUCAGUCCUGUUACUGUGUGCUGAUGCUAAAUCAGUUGAAGCUAAAUCAGUUGUUUAAAUCAAAAGAUAAUCACCCGUGACUUCCCUUGUUGCCCUUUGAUAAUGUAAUACUGUCGUGUGUGGGAGCCAAUCAUGUGUUUUUUUUGGUGAAUCUCUGAUCAAAUUUCAUGUUAAUUUGUUUUUGUUCCUUUGAGUCAAGAUAUUUAAUCAAUCGUCAGUUGUCUUCAGGUCAGGAUUAGUUUAAGUCAAAUGCAACAUGUCACAUUUCAUCUGGUUAGUGGUGAGCAGGAGGUUAAUGUCUCUCAUGGAUUAACAUUCCAUUUGAAUCACAGAGCAUUGCAUGGUUUUUAUGAAGUACAAUCUCAAAAUCAAUCCCCCUGACUUCACUUAGCGCCAUCGUCAGGUCAAAAAGUAGAUUUAUCCAGUAUUUUAGUUCAUGACCAAAUGUUCUAUUAGUUCUCCCUUGGGUCCUGCACCACCCCUACACAAAAUGUGAUGGAUAUAGGUUCAGUAGGGUUUUAUAAUCCUGCUCACGGACAGACAAACAGCAAUGGAAACAACCUCAUUGAAAGAGCCAACUAGAAUUACUAUUAACUAUAUUUUAUUUCAUUCAAAUCUGUGCAUUAUUUCUUGAGAAGGUCACAAAAAUGUUCAAAAAUGCCUUUGCAGUUCUAAUGAAAAAUGUUUAAAUGCUAAACAUUGUCAACAUAACUGCUUAUCAUUGACAUGCCAGCAUUGUCAUCGUGAGCAUGCUAGCAGCUGUAGACUCCGACAUCACCCGUUUUUUUUUUCUCCAGAAAAUCCGAUGCUCUGUGUCUUGAAUGAAAUGAUAAUACGUGAGAAACACUCACUGGUGUUAUAGUAUUGGUAGCAGUUAGCUUUUGAACUCCUCAAAACUCCAGCUGCGUCUGGAUCCUACUGUAAACCACUACAUACUCAAGUCCCCCCUUCAUAUAGGAUACUAUUUAAUCCAAUACUAAACAUGAGGAUGCUAUCAACCCUCUGCUUUGCGUCUACCCGUCAGCUCCAGUUAGUAGACCCUUUAAAAUCUGCCUUAGGUGUCGAGCUUUGAAAGCACUGAGAUUACAGGCUACUUCAGGUGUGACAGAGUAUUUAUUUUUAAUGAAAGAAUGUCACGUUUGCUACCAAAGGUUAAAGAACCAGAGAUCGAUAGUUUGCUGAAACAGUAACCGUGUCCCUUCUAACGCGGCACCUUUCUGCAGUGUCCCUGUAGAUAACAUGAGAGAUUGUUUUGUAACGGAAUUCCCAGUGUAGAGAUGAGAUAUAUUUUUAGACUUUUCUUAUUUGGAAAUUGAAAUAUUUUGCGGGUGUGAGAGAAGAGAAUGUGUUGGACCUGUUACUCUGAGAGAAUAAAACAAGCUGUCACACUGAGCGUUACACAACCUCCCCUCUAAUCCUCAUCUCUGCAUUUAAGAGGUCAAAUCUCAAAUGUUGAGAGUUAUGAUUUUUGUAGCGACGCUCUGUCCCUCUCUGUUGAUGACAAUGUUUGUUAAUAAUGUCUCAGUGAAAUCCCCUCCUAAUAGCAAACUGAUGAUUUCAGAAAAUGUUUUAAUUCUAUUUUUAUGUUUAAAAUUUUGUUUUUGUUUCUAUAAGACUGUCCUCUCUGAGAGUACAGUGCACAAGCUGUUUGUUUGAGACUGUUUUCUGGCCUCUGUGUACCAGUACACUGCACUGGUAUGUUGUUUUGUUUUGUCCUCUUUGUAUUGAACAAUAUCAACGAGGCCUGUCCUCGUCGUUUGAGUGUGUGAGAGAAAGAGAGAGAGAGAGAGUGUGUGUGUGUGUGUGUGUGUGUGUCUUCUCUCCAGGAGAGGAGGGAAAAUAUUAUGUUUAGCCAUUUCAGUAUUUAUUUACAAUGAUUGAGCCUUUGCAAUUCAGAAUGUAUCUUUGUACAUUGAAUAUGAAUAUAUAUAUAUGAUUAUAUAUGUAUGAACCAUGAAAAUGGCUUGAGUUUAUUGUCUUGACAACAGUUGUUGCUGUUGGAAUGAGGAGUUUGUUUUGUAGGGGGUGACUUACUCAGCUAUGCACUAUGUCUCUGAGAAGAGAGGAAGAGGAGUGGCUCGGGGGGGGAGGGGGUUGCUUUGUGCCUGUUUUUAAGAGUAGCGACCCUGCAGCCUGUCCACACUGACAGAAUCAGUUUCGGUGUCUCCAAUGCAGGACAAACAAACCAAACUGAGCUCCAGGCAAUGAAAAGGUAACUCCACCCCGUCACACCACGCCGGUGUCGUCCCUCUCACCCGCUCAUGCUCGCCUGUGUCUUGCCAGGUGCUCCCCCUGUUCUUAGUCGGCAGUACAAACACCAUCCUGUACGUCUGCAGCAUCUCUAGCCUUACUUAUUUUUAACAUUUAAUUAAAGCAAAUUUUGUGGGCAAAUU